Messenger RNA from Mya arenaria, 3792 nucleotides. RefSeq lists its product as uncharacterized. The transcript is spliced from 5 exons. The record is from RefSeq and is a predicted model, not a curated record. Bases 150 to 2459 code for a protein of 769 amino acids. Lineage: Eukaryota; Metazoa; Mollusca; Bivalvia; Myida; Myidae.
AGUCAGGCGAGCAGAAGUCUACGAUUUACGAAUGGAUAUAGACAGACAUUUAAUAUAUUAGAACAUUAGUUUUAUUAUUCCUUUAUUUUUAAACACAAUGAUUUAAUAAUGUCCGAAAUAUCUCGGCAUGAAAACAUUGCUAGUAGAAGAUGAAUAAGCCAGAAAUAUCUCGAGAUGAGGACAUAUACCACGAAUUAUUAACGCUAAACGAAGCAGUGUUGAAUGAGGACGUUCCGUUAAGCGUUCGACUGAGUGGGGACAUUCCCAACAUAUCAAUCUGCGAGAACGCCGGCCUACAGGCUGGUGAGCAGAUUCAAGUGUUGGAACGCCGGACUCUCGACGUUGCUCGCGUUCGAGUAUUCGGCCAUGAGAGCGACGAUGGCUCAUAUUCGGCAGGGGAGGCUAAACCCAUAGGAGAAUUCUUUAUUCCGGCUAAGUUUCCGGGUAGACUUAUGCUUAUUCGAAAACCAUGCAGUCGGAAAAGUUUCUCUUGUGUAGCUGAGGUGAUUGAUGACAUGCCAAAAAGAAUUUGUGUGGAAGAAGACAUCAUGACAAUCCCACCACAAGAAUUUGGAAAGAAUACUUCCUUUAUCUCCAAAGGCACCAUUCUUGAAACAAUACGCGUUUUCACUUGCCUGCGUAACUUAGAAACCUAUAUACAGUGCCGUUUUGGUGAAAAGACAUAUUACUUGAAGAAAUCACUGCAAUUACAAUGCUCUGCAAUUGAUGAUGACACGAUGUACACUCUAACUGAUCUUCAAAAAUUAAAAGUUCAUCCGAUUUUCUUCAAAUUUGUGGCAUCUGAGUCGAGAGGUGUGGUUGAUGUCCAAAGGUAUGGGGUUAACUCCAAAAUGUAUUGCGUGAAAGAGCCGAUGGAGCUGUUAACCAUAUCACAGGCUGAUGUAUACAUUUGCCAGUACAAAACAGACAAACAACAGUUAUUAAUUGUCCCUGUUUUUCUCGGCGAUUUUCUAAGUAUACAAAUUGAUGGAUCUGAUGCUUUUACCACAAGAAAAGAGUAUUUGGACACAAUUUUAGACCACUGUCAACCAAAUCUUUUCGACGAUAGACUCUAUUUGCUUGACCACACCCUCUUGGAAGUUGUGCAUUUAAACAUUGCCAAUAAAGAAAUGCCUUUGUUACCCGCGAGAGUAAAUGUAAAACGACGGGGACUAAGGCAUAUUUUUCAUAAACAAAAUGGGAAAGAUCAGGAAAACAUUUCGACAAAACCCAUAGACCAUACAAAACAGCCAAGUGCAACGACGAGGCAUAUUUUUCAUAAACAACAUUGGAAAGAUCAGGAACACAUUUCGACCAAACCCAUAGACCAUACAAAACAGCUAAGUGCAACGACUCGACUCGUUGACUUGACAUUGUUGGAACCUGAUUGUUCGUCAUCAACAGCAGACAAGAGCGGUAUUAAAGUAAAUGAUGGAUACGAAAUACCGUCACCGAAACAGAAGAAACCUCCUCCUGUACAUGAAAUGUCAAAUGAUUCGCAAAACAGUGCUUGCUCACUUGGGAAUGACUGUUUACUUUCAACAUCAGACAAGGGUGGUAUUAAAAUUAUUGAUGGAUACGAAGUACCUUCACCGAAACAGAAGAAAACUCCUCCUGUACGUAAAAUGUCAAAUGAUUCGCAAAACAGGGAUUGCUCACCUGGGAAUGACUGUUCACUUUCAUCAUCAGACAAGGGUGAUAUUAAAAAUAAUGAUGGAUACGACGUACCUCCCCCUAAACAAAAACAACCAGAGAAAUCGUAUACCAAAUAUUGUGAAGAAAACACAUCUGAUUCCACCGAAAAACAACAAAUAACUAAUUGUGAAUCAGAUGUUGUUUACCCCAAAACACACCAAAGGCAAAGGGAAAAUAAUUACAUUCAUCCUGUACACAAUGACUUGUUAGCUACAGGAUCUUCAUGUGGACACGUCAGUGUCUUAUCUUCAAAUAGAGGCGAUAUGAAUACCAACAAUACACUAGAAAUGCAUGGGGUUAACCUUUCACAACAACCGAAACCAUCGACGAACACAUCUUUAUCGAAAAACCAACAUAUAUCUACCGCUAUUGCAGGCGAGUAUGUAGAAAUGGCUGUACCAACAGAUGUUCCCGUACUGCCAGUUAAAACUAACCGUAUAUACGACGUUCCGCGAGCGACACCCAUGCUGACAUCGAAAGCUGUUCCUCUUCUACCACAACUGCGGGAACCAAAAACGAAAUUUUCAGAAGAAAAAAUACCCCGUUCCAUCGUCGACCAACAGCAAAUUCACAUUGUCCCAAUCGCAUAUGAAGUCAUGUCCCUACCGGCAGAUAGUUCCUUAUUGCCAUUUGAAAGUGACAUAACGCGCGAUGACAACUACGAUGUCCCUCGAUCAAAACCUAUUUUGCCAUUGAAAACAAGAAAAGCAUGUGCAGAAACUCAUUAUAUUCCUUCUAGUGGUCAGAGGACAAAUACUUUCUAAGGACGGUUCGGUCAAACGAAGUGCAAUAUCAAUAAAAUAAAGCAUUUUGAACUCAUGAAGAUGAGGACAAGUUUUUAACACGAUCAUAUGGAAAUACCUAACUCAAAAUAUACGAAAUGAAUAGUCGCAUACUCCUUUAAUACAAGACCAAUACUCGCAGCCUCGCUCUGCAAUUGACCUCCCUAAAUAUAACUUUGGAAAAACGAAACCAGUUCAGGAACAAACACUUAAUCUGUAAUGGUUACCUGCUCGUUCAACAAUGAAAACUUCGUGCCGGAUCGAAAAAAAAUCUGGCGUAGCAUAACUGUUAAUUGUUGAUAAAAUUACGGAUUGUUUAUAUUUUUCAUGGACCUGUUUAUAGGUCUGUGAUAGUUUUAACAAUUAAUAACAUAUUGUUUAAUCUGUUUUUCCGUUCGAAAUAGUUACUUCUGCCUGGGAGUAGGAUUAUUUUUGUUAAUCUUUUUCUGUUCGAAAUAGUUAUUUCUGCCUGGGAGUAGGAUUAUUUUUGUUAUUGGUCCAAGCUUCUGCUGAAAACAAAAUACCUAAAAGUAAACUGUAUAUAAAUUAGAUGUUGUUGAUCAUUACCUAAUCGGUUUUGACACUCUAGAGACAAAACAACAUAACUUCAAUGUAAUUCUUUAUUUUAAAAAUAGUUAUAUAAAUGCCAUUGUGAUAACAAUGACGUCUCUUAGUUGUGCAAAUAGUUUCCUUUAACCAUAAAAGUACCAUAUUUAUAAAUACAUGGAAAUAAAACUUGGUAUGUACCUUCUCGGAGUAAAUACACAGAUGUUUAGCAAAAAACAUAACUCUGCCAUUACUAUUAUAUCGAUUAAAAACGUUUGUGUAAAAGCUAAACUUUUUUCGACCUAUGCAAUCAUUUUGAGAAAAAUGCAUAAACGCAUGUACAUGUUUUGACACAUAUAUAUUGUCUUCUACUUCAAGUUUUGGAAUAAGCUAUUUUAUCUACAUUUGUAUUGAGUUUCAAAGUUGAACAUAACACCAAUAGAUGAUAAGGAAAAUUAAACAAAGUUAUUAAAGUGACGGUCAUCUCUCAUUACCAUUGUUUAAACAAAAUUUAAGUGGCGGAAUUUUCCCACCUGGAUUAUGUGGCCACCUGUCUUCAACAGUCUGUUUUCCGAAUGCAUAGCUCCUAUAUUGUCUUUAUAAGUAACAGCUUUAUUGGAUAUAUAAUUUGAUUAUUUCUUACGGCGAUAUCUUUAUGUUUUAUAGGAAUUUGUAUGGGCAUACAUUUUUGAAAUACAUGUCACCAGCUUUUAACAACUGUACAUGCAAAUACAUGCGAUAUCUAGGAAAUAAAACUCCCAUGAUCUUU